AUGGAGGGCAGAGUAAAUACUGGCGGGCAUCCUACGAAUGGGAUCUCAGCUAUUGAUUCGAUGACUUCGUUGGACGGGAACUCAAAUACAGCGGCUCCUCUUCCGCCGUUUGGAAACGGGAAGGAGUAUAAGAAGUUGAGUGAGGAGGAGCAGAGAAAUAUGUCGGCGUCUAUUGCGGAUAUCUUAAAGCUAGAGGAGCAGGCUGGAGGGGUGGAGGAGGUGAAUAUGGAUGAUGAUGCUGAAGUGGUGGUGGAUGUGGAAGAUAGGCAGAGGAGGACAGAAAAAUUAAAGGGGGCACUGGGGAUAUUGGCGCACUUAUGGUGGCAAGAUUCAGUAUCAAUCAAUGAAGCUGCGGAGAAACUGGCAGAUUGUAGUAGAGAUCCUAAAUGGCGAGUUCCUGUUGGAGACUCCGGCAUUUUAAAUUUCUUCCUCGAGUUAUUGAGUACACAUACUUUACGCCACGCUCUUAAACUUCAAAUAUUACGGUUAGUGGGAAACUCAUGUGCAGAUACCGAUGAGAAUAGGGCACGUGUUGUAGGGUCAAACUACAUUCCCUUGAUUAUCACUCAGUUAUCCGAUGCCAAUUUCCUCGCCUUUGCAAUACCAGUUCUCUUUAACGUUUGCGUCGAUUAUGGCAGCGUACAUUUCCUCGGAUAUAUUUGUAAAUUGCUUGAUUUGCUCAUACAACAACCUUCUGAGCCAGAUAUGGCAUCGGAGAAUACUCCUAUUGUUCUUUUGAAGUUGGCUUCAGAUCGUGAAGAUCCAGUGGACAUGGAAGAUUACAUUGCUCUUGUGAACACCGCUGUGGCAUAUCUAGGACACGAAAAAUUCCAGAAAAUUUUGGUCAAAACCCCACAGGCGCUCGACACCGCUCUAGCGAUCCUCGUUGAUUCAUACACACGUUUUGAUUCUCAUCCAUCAAUCGGUUCCUCGACAACGCACGAGGACGAUGGAAAGGCAUUGUCGCAGAUGCGUAUCAAUCUAAAUUCGGCUUUGUCCGAUAUUUCAGCUUUACCGGAGUUUAAGGAGGCAUGCCCUGUUGUGUCACCAUUCUCUUCUUUUCUCCGCCGAUGGUUAUCAAGUGAACAAGUUCAAUUACGAGUUUGUGCUUGUAUAAUGUUAGGUAACCUUGCUCGUAAUGAUGAAGCUUGUGAGCUUUUUGUACACACAGCUCGUGUCCAUACUCCCCUGAUCUCAAUACUCAAGGACGUUAACGAUUCACAAUUACUCCAUGCGGCUCUUGGAUUUCUCAAAAAUUUGGCUUUGCCUAUGAAGAAUAAAGAAGUGUUGGGAAGCUCCGGUAUUUUCGAAGUACUUCCUAGAUUAUGGCUUCUUGAUAUUCUUCAACCAAUUCAAUUAUCAUCCAUAUCUCUCACUCGCCAACUUGUCAAUGGUUCUAUGGAAAAUGUCAAGCGAAUUUGCGCACGUCUUUCAACGGAUGAGGAUUCACCAGCUCAUGAACGUUCAAAUCUUUCACUCUUGAUCGCCUUGUUCGAUCGCACUGAUGUAGAACCUAUCGAAAUGGAAAUUUCCCGUCUAAUUACCGCCGUAUGCCGAGUCUUCACAGCUUAUAAAGGUCGGCCGGCCGAAGAACUAAACGAAAUUCGAAGAAAAUUUCUACUCCGUCAUCCUGAUAUUGGACGACCUUUGAGUUUCAUGGUCUCUCAGACUAAAUGGCCAAUUGUCAGAAGUGAAGGAUGGUUUGUUUUUGCACUUAUGGCUAGAUAUCCAGAUAGUGCGCAAUGCAUCAGUGAUAUGAUGCAGGAUGUUACCGUUUUCCAACCUCUCGUCGAAAUGCUCACUGGCAAACCACUCUUAGAAUAUAAGGCCGCUCCCGCAACAAACACUCUUUUGCCAACCCCGCAAACCGAUACGGACACUUUAGGCGUGGAACCCCAAACUCCCGAGCCAGAGCCUGUACAGCCGCAUGCACAAGCGGCAGAGAUGGCACGUAUUGACCGGGAAAAUGCCCUGGUGCUCGUUAGUGAAUUAUUGAAGAAUCGAGGUAGCGAAAUGGCAGUUAUGAGGCGCACGCUCUUUGAGGAUUUGUUGAAAGGUGGUGGGGAGUUGGUGAUGACUUAUAGGGAGGCAAAGGAAGAGGGUGGAACUGCGAGGUGGAGGGAGUCGGAUGAUAAAGGGGCAGGGAUGAAUUUACAGGAGGUUGCCAUGGAGAGUAUGCGUGAGCUUUCUUAG
This is a messenger RNA of Sclerotinia sclerotiorum 1980 UF-70, 2193 nucleotides long. RefSeq lists its product as hypothetical. The transcript has 5 exons. The record is from RefSeq and is a predicted model, not a curated record. Gene Ontology annotation, biological process: positive regulation of GTPase activity. Gene Ontology annotation, cellular component: cytosol. NCBI's taxonomy places the organism in Eukaryota, Fungi, Ascomycota, Leotiomycetes, Helotiales, Sclerotiniaceae. Gene Ontology annotation, molecular function: guanyl-nucleotide exchange factor activity. The coding region runs from base 1 to 2193 and encodes 730 amino acids.